Vitrella brassicaformis is the source of this 3038-nucleotide messenger RNA. The record is from the annotation of a GenBank genome assembly. NCBI's taxonomy places the organism in Eukaryota, Vitrellaceae.
CAACAGGCAGGAGAAGGCCAGGAAGAUGGCCGACGCAAACUACGCUGGUGGGUGGGUGAGUGGGUGGGGAGCAAAAAAGCUGUAGAGGAGAAUGCGCACGAAAAUCGCAGGCAAGUCAAGCCUGACGGAUGUCUCUUCUCUUUUGUGUGUGUCUUGCCUUUUGCAGGGCCGUCGCUAGAGGAAGUGUGUGACGUGUGGUUCCAGAUCCUCAGCGGCCUCCACCAACUGCACCGGAAACAACGUCAGCUCAGUCAAUACGAUACACAUUCUCCCCCCCCCCCACACACACACACUGGAGGUUGAUAUUAUGUGAUGUGUCCGACUUCUCGUGCAGUCAUCCACCUUGAUAUGAAGGAUGACAACUGCAUGGUCGGCCAGGACGGCAAGACCGUGAAGGUCGGAGAUCUAGGUGAGCACGCGGCAGCAAAGAUCCCACUGUCCUUGGUAGAUGCGAGUGUGGGUGUGGCUGCAUGUGCGCAGGGGCGACCAGAGUGCACAACCCCGACUCCCGGAGGCACAUGGACACCAAUGUGGUAAGUAACAAAGGCACACAGACAGACAGAGAGACACACGGAGCGCCAAGGAGACAUGCCAACACAGAUAAAUAAAGCCCUUUCUCCCAUGCGUUGUCUUUCUUGUUGUGUGAAUAGGUGGCUCUCGGCAUGCGAGCGCCCGAGCUGCUCAUGGGCACGAAACGAUACGGCCCUGAAGUAGACGUCUGGUAAGUCAGUGAGCGGACCCCCUCACACACAUAUCACCACACCGACCUGCCAUGCCGCACCAUCAUGAUUGUGUGUGGUCCUUUCCGCAAUUUGUUACGGACAGGGCGGCCGGUGUCACCAUUGCUCAGUUCGCGUCGGGCAGGAUGCCUUUCAUACCGACGCGGCUCACCGACGACAGAGAGGUAAGCUGGGCUGGGGGAGAAAGGGCGUGUGUACGAUAACACACUUCCGUUCUUGGUCCCGCUUUUCGUGUGGUGCAGGAGGAUUUGCUGGGAUGCAUAGCGGCCAGUCGUGCGACACCACCAUCGCUGCACUGGCUGCACAUCGACCGCCCAUUCACACAGAGGCUGGUACGUAUGGUCACACAGACAGAGGUGUGUGGUGUACAUAGAAUUCUGUCCCUUUCUCUCUUUCUCUGCGUCUCUGGGCAGCGCCAUCGACGGCUUGCCGUUCGUGAAGAUCUGGAUGGAUCGGUCUCGCGCGCGGCCACUCACGGUCUGCUGUCACGCUCUAAAGAGCAAGGCUGUUACGGCCGCUUCGACAUCGGUCAGGACCAUCCUUUAGUGGAUCUGCUCGAUAGGUGAGGGACAUAGAUACACGAAUGCAUGCGGCUCUCCAUCGGCUGACCGACUGCCAACUUGACGUUGUCUUAUGUGUGCAGCAUGCUGUGUCUCGAGCCUACUUUCCGCCUCACAGCAGAGCAGGCUCUGAACCACCCCGCCCUUGCCGCCGCCAGAGCACAACACGGUGAGUAAUGAAGAGACACACGACACACCGGCAGAAGGAAUGCACCUGCUGACGUGUGUGUGUGCACCACAGAAUGCUCAUCAGCGGCUGUUCAGGCCGCUGCGGCCCACACUGGCCUCAACCAUAGCGUCGCCCCUGAGGCGCCUCUGCCGAGAGAGGUCCAAGACGUGGAGAUGAAAGAAAACGACCCAGAGCAGCCCAAAGACCCCGCAGCGUCCACACACGGCUUGGGCGGCAGUGUUCGAGGGUGGAAGAGGGCUCGUGAAGAUGGCCACCAACAUGACGAUGCGGGCGGUGAGCCAGCAGGAGACGUCAACAAAGGAUUCGGUCGCCAAGAAAGUCAGGGUGCCCCAUUCCAUGCCCCACCCAACGGCAGUGCGUCAGCGGCCGCAGCAGUGGUUCAGCCUCUCGACCAGCCCAUGCACGGUAUACAAAUACACGGACAAAAGAGCCUCAGACGCGCACGGACAGAAAUCAUGGUGUUUCGUGUUUCCUCUCCCAGACCCACACAACAACGGCGGCGAGCCAGCCAGAGGUGGAGAGCUUCAGCAGCCAGACGUCAACAUGGCCGAUCCGCCUCCCCACCCUGAUGACGAAGGUCACAGCGGCCGUCAUGCGGCCAACAAUCAGCCUCCUGCCAUUCAUGGUCAGCCUCCCCCUCCUACGGGCAACGCUGCUGAUGCAGACCGACGAGCCGACAACGGCCAUCGCUCACCAGCGUCAGCAGCGGGUCAGCCCCAGGCCGGUGAGGCGCCUGACCAGGCCGUACACCAGGAUGAUGGCGGCGACCAGCAGCGCCUCGACCCCGCAGGCAUCGAGUCGAGUCGGAGAGGGGCCAAGAGGGGCCGCGAUGACGACCGUGACGAGGGGGGUGAUGAGAUGGGGGAUCAGCCUCAGGGCGAGCUUCCUGACCAGGACAUGCCGCCCGUCGGUCACCCCGGUGGUGAUGAGCAGGCCGAAAACGCCGCUGACGAAGGCCGCGGAGGGGCAGUACUGCUCCCCGAGCAGGCCGAGCCUGCUGCCAAGAGGCGUCGACGAAUCCCACCCGACGAGCAGCCACUGAAACGCCUGCGCCGAUCUCCACGGCUACGGAAGCGCAGGAGACGGGAGGAGGGACACGAGUGAUCGAUUGACCGACAGGUGCAUGGUGUGUACGUGCUGGAAUGUAUUGGGAUGGGGGGAUGUAGAUGUCGAUGUAUGGAUCAAUGUGCUGCUUAAGCGUUGUUGGUCGGUUUUUGGCGGUGAUCGCAGGCAGUGUACUGCCUUCUUUCGGCCGCCCUUAGCAAGGCAGGCAGAUAGGGAGGGAGGGAGACGGGCUGCCACCGGCUAGCCCCCUGCUCAUUCCUGCUCCUGGCUUUUGACAGGAGGCUUCGCCGAGAGUGCAGUCCAGGCUGUCCAGCACGUCUAGAUUCGUUCAUUCAGCUUAGGGAUCUAGCUAUCUACUUACUUACCCACCAGUACCUCCCUCUAGCUUCAUGUCCUCCAUCGUUGAGCGGACAGAUUACUUGCGUGUUGACGGACCCAUGCAUGUGAUCGAUACAUGUUCAUGUGUCUCUUACAUGAAUGCAC